AUGACUUUCGAGCAAGCACCUCCUUUCAAAAUUGAGUCCUGGUCUCCUCAGGAAUAUGAAACUCUUAUAACGAAGGCCAAACGCAACAUGAAAAAAACCUGGAGUGAUGCUGAGCAUGAUGUGUUGGUCCCAAUGUAUCCUGAGUUCAAGGUGGCAUGCAAGGAGCAGGAUCCUCAUUUUGACAAUGAUAAUGCAGAGAUCCUGAAGAACUGGAUCAUCUGGCGGAUGAGGAAACUGAAGGAAGAGCAUGCAGCCAUUUUCUCCGACUGCACUCUAGCUAUCUCUUCAGUGGAGAACAAUGCUGGUAGAGUCAGGCAGGCCAAGUCCAUGGUGAUCAACAAUGCUUCAGAGGAAGAGCUGAAAGCGUAUGAUGAGAAAGCAGCACAACACGAGAGCGACAAUCACAUUGUGUGGCCUGAGGCUUUGCAGAUCCUCAUGGAUACCUGGUCUCAGGGCCCAGUAGGAGUGGCACAAAUGACCUUAAUGCUGUCAUACAAAGAAAAAGGCAUUGUGAAACAGGCAAUCAUUGAUGGCAGCCAUUCAGACAACAUACCAGGCUUCUCUGUGACCUUGAAAAAGGAAGAACAGGCUGAGCUUCUGCAGAGGUUCUCAGCCUAUGCCAAACAUGUAUUACCAAAUGACCAGGCUCCAAUCAUUAAUGAUGCCCGACUGACAUUUGAAGAUCAUGGUCUGGAAUCACUGAAGCAGCAUCUUGUUGAUCUUUGGAAAUACACUCACCACUUGUCCAAUGAGUCACCAAUUUUUUUCUGGGAAGACAUGGCCAACAAUCCGGACACUUAUUUUGAUACUAAAAAAACCAAGGCAAAGAAAGGCUCUGCAGCAAAACCAAAGGCACACAGCAUUGAUAAAGCUGCAUCAGCAAAGGCUUAUGGAUUGCUUGCCACAAGGAGUGCUAAGCAUAAGAUUGAUCCCGCUGAAAUCAAAGCAUCAGACAGGCCACAGAAGAAGAUAAAGCUGACAAACACGUCGAAGAACAUGAAACAGAUGACAGUGGAGAAGCCGAAGACUGCCCUCAAGCCCAAAAAGUAUCAGAAAACCAAGCCAGCGAAGAAAGCAGGACACAAAGGGUGGGUACAUGUUCCUGAGUCUGAGGUUCCUGUGCUGCUCCUAGAUAGGUUGCAGCCAACCCAUGGUGAAAACUUGCCAAUGCAUCGCUGGAGACACCACUGGAGAUUGAAGGUCUGGAGAUGCGUGUCUGGAGACUCUGCUGGAGGUGCAAAGCUGGAGAUCCAAAAUCUGCAGAUGCAUAGCUGGAGUGACAUGACUGGAGAAACAUCGCUGGAGAUUGAUGGUCUGGAGAGGCAUAUCCUGGAGAUGUGA
This is a messenger RNA of Desarmillaria tabescens, 1341 nucleotides long. RefSeq lists its product as uncharacterized. The coding region runs from base 1 to 1341 and encodes 446 amino acids. The transcript is spliced from 8 exons. The record is from RefSeq and is a predicted model, not a curated record. Lineage: Eukaryota; Fungi; Basidiomycota; Agaricomycetes; Agaricales; Physalacriaceae.